Spirodela intermedia is the source of this 2583-nucleotide messenger RNA. The record is from the annotation of a GenBank genome assembly. NCBI's taxonomy places the organism in Eukaryota, Viridiplantae, Streptophyta, Magnoliopsida, Alismatales, Araceae.
AUGAUUUCUUCUUCUGCUGGUGCCGCUAGGACCUUACGGGGUGUCGUCGUCCCUGGAACACUGAUCCUAGUUCUCGUCAUCAUAGCCUCGUCUGGGUUCGAAGUGAUGGGUUGUCACGACGAGGAGCGGAGUGCUUUGCUCGGGAUCAAGGCGUCCAUGAACAAGAACGACGGCUUCGCGUCACAGAGCUGGGGCAACUCAGCGGGAGACGACUGCUGCCAAUGGAGAGGUAUAGACUGCGAUCCCAACACCGGUCGCGUGGUCGCGAUCGAUCUGUACGGGGAGAUGUGGAGUGAUACAGGUGAGGGGAUACCGCAGCCGAACCUCACCAUGCUGGCGAAGUUUGGGCAGCUCGAGAGUUUGAAUUUGGCGCUCAAUAGCAUGGGCGGUGGGAUUCCAGAGGGUAAGCAACUUUCCCCAAUGAAGGCAGAUAACUGGUUCAUUUACUUCCUUUUUAGUUAAAACAGCGUUCAGAUUAGUCAAUGCUAGUGGAAAUACUGGACAACUUAUCCCUCUCAUUGAAUCAUUUCUUGAAGGAGUUUCCCCUUGUUUUUUUUUUCGUGUCUCGCAGUCAUUUGCGACUUGGAGAAGCUGAAGAUCCUAGAUCUUUCCAUGAACAGAUUGACGGGUUCCGUCCCAUCGUGCCUGUGUAGCAUGAGGUCCUUGGCAGAACUCCAUUUGUCCUCUAACGCCUUGGAAGGCGUUGUCCCUUCCUGUUUCGGCAGAUUUCGCUCCUUGACACUUCUCAGUUUAUUCGACAACAAGUUCACAGAUAACUACUCAUCCUGGGUGUGCAGCAUGCAGUCCUUGACACAGCUCCAGUUAUCCUAUGACACAAACCCUGGCAGCAUCCCAGCAUGUCUCGGCAACUUGCACAAGCUCAUAUACUUAGGAUUUCACGGGGAUAAGUUGUCUGGGACGAUCCCUUCUCCCGUUUUCCAUAAUCUAACCGACUUAGGCACUCUAGAAAUCAACAGUGAUAAGUUGGAAGGCACUUUCAUGUUCUCAGCUUUGGCCAACCUUUCCAAACUCAAAGAGGUAGACAUCUCCGGUAGAAGUUUAGAGAUCGACACCGAAACCCCUGUUUCUUGGUUUCCAUCCUUCCAACUCUCAUUUUUGUCUUUACGUUAUUGUAUCAUUAAUAGUCGCAACGCCGGGAGGCUUCCUACAUUUCUAUGGUCCCAGAGAAAAAUAAAAAUCUUGUUUUUAAGGGACGCCGAGAUCACAGGGACCCCGCCCAUUGGUCUUUUCUGCAACUCCAGUUUAGGGUCUCUAGACUUAAGAAAUAACAGUAUUUCUGGCUUAUUCGUUGUGCCUUGCCGCAAUGCUUCCUACGAUGCUUAUGAAAUCAAUUUAUCACAUAAUGAUAUCUCCGGACCACUCCCUGAAAAUAUUCACCUUUCUUUUCCUAAGUUGAAUAUUCUUAGGAUUGCCGGAAACAAGUUGGAAGGACGAAUUCCCCCAUCCUUGGGUGAGAGACAACUGGUUCUAUUAGAUUUAAGUGACAAUUAUUUAUCAGGUGAAGUGCCCCAUGCUAUUACCAUGAAUCAGAGUUUAUUAUUUUAUUUAAGUCUAGCUCAGAACGAGCUCCAAGGGGAGAUGCUUCCAGUUCAUGCUUAUAUGCCAAAAUUAUCAAUCUUGAUCGUCAAUACCAACCGAUUCACCGGGUCACUUCUCCCAAAGUUGGCCAACUCUUCUCUUCUUUUUCUCAUUAGUGCAGGACAAAAUCAAUUCAUGGAAAAUUUCUCUCAGGGCCUACCUCUUCUCCCUUUACUGAGUAUAUUUUCCAUGACGGAAAAUCGAAUUCAAGGAAACAUACCAAGAACUUUGUGUCAAAUGCAAAACCUACGAAUGUUAGAUCUUUCCAGAAACGACCUGUCUGGAGAAAUUCCAGCUUGUAUUCAAAAUAUUUCUUCUUGGAAGUCAAGCAGCUUGAAAACUGCCAGAGUAUGGCAAGACAGCGGCAUUGCAGAUCCACUUUUAUUCUUAACUUCAAAGAAGUUGGUAUUGCCGUACACAUCAGACGUUCUUUUCGCGAUUACUAUCCUUGAUCUAUCAUCGAACAAGAUUCAUGGAGUUAUUCCUGGGGAAAUUGGAGAAUUGACGUGGCUUCGUCAACUGGACUUUUCAAAUAAUCAAAUCCGAGGUUCUAUACCCAUCUCAAUCGGAAAAAUGAAUAAGUUGGAAAGUUUAGAUCUGUCUCACAACAGUCUAAGUGGUAGAAUUCCCAAUGAAAUGGAUCAAAUCAAUAACCUCGCGUUUUUAAGCCUUGCUUUCAACAACUUGUCCGGUCCUAUCCCGAAUGGUGUACAGCUCGGAACUUUUAAAAAGGCUAGUUUUGAAGGUAAUCCAGGAUUAUGUGGACUGCCACUUGAAAAGAUUUGCUCUUCCGAUCGGAUCGGAGAUGAAGGAAAGCACGACUCCCAAACACUGGAGAAGACAUUAUUUUACACAUGUUCUGCACUGUUAUUUGGUUUGGGUUUUUGGGGAUUUCUUGGCGGCCUUUUCUUCAAUUUAAGGUGGAGGAUGAAGUAUUUCAAAUUUAUUGAUGAAUUUUAUGACAUGUACCUACGGGACCUUUGA